GCGUGCGAUGUCUCCAGCAGCCAGCCACACCACACCAUUCAUCCUCAUUUCGUGGCUGUCUUCGUCUUGUUUGUUGUCUUUCUUCUCGCUCGUCCUGUUGUAAAACAUAACAACACCUCAGCCAUCCCCUCCGGGUUGCAGCAGAAUCAACUGACGUGAGACGUACACACAAGCAUACCACAACGAUGAAAGUGUCCUCUUCGCUGGUGGCCACCAGCGUGUUUGCUGCUGCGGUCGUUUUGACCGCCGCCAUCGUUGCACCUCACGCCGUCAGUGGACAGUCCACCCCAGUGCCAGUCCCACCACUGGCCAAGAACGCCUCUUCAACACCGAUGCCAAGCAAUGCCACGACGACACCUGUGAUGCCAGGCAAUGUGACCACCACACCUGUGAUGCCAGGCAAUGCCACGACGACACCUGUGAUGCCAGGCAAUGUGACCACCACCCCGAUGCCAAGCAAUGCCACGACCACACCUGUUAUGCCAGGCAAUGUGACGACAACAGCUAUGCCAAGCAAUGUGACCACCACCACGACCAUGCCAGGCAAUGUGACGACAACGACCGCUAACAUGACGACCACGACCACGACCACGACCACGGCCACGAACACGACCACGACGACGACCACCACAACCACAACCACAACCGUGGCGCCUGCUGGCCCGUUCGAUCUCCAGUACCCAGAUGACAAGCCAGCCUUCCGUGUCAUGUUCUCCAAGGUGAAGGUCGUCAUUGCCAGUUUCGAGUACAUAGCAUGCCCUGUGGGCUCGCCAGACAAGGGGUGCUUCCCGGGCGAAUUCUUCGUCAACUCCAAGGCAAGCGAUGAAAGCAUGGUGCAGGUCACCUGGCGUCCCACAGACACGACGCAGGCACAGCGCGUCAACGGCCUCAUGUUCGACCUGAGCGGCGACUCCAUCAGCAGCGUGUCUGUUCUCAACUCGUUUCCCAACGUGUCCGCGACUGUUGAGUUCCCGGGGGAUGCCAUCACCUCCAACGCCACGACCUCCUUCCAGUGCACGCGUCUGCCCAUCGCUGGCGCUGCCGUCAACUCGACGGACCAGCUCAUCUUCUUUGACCUGCACAUCCAGGCCGGGAUUGCGCCCACAGCGGCAGGCAACUUCUCGCAUGCAAAGCACAACUCCACAGCCUCAACGACAUCCAGCAACAGCACCAGCACCAGCACCAGCACUUCGACCACAACCACCACAACCACGAUCACCACGACCGUGGCGCCUGCUGGCCCUUUUGAUCUCGAAUAUCCAGAACAGCACCCGGCCUUCCACGCGGUGUUCUCCAAGGUGAAGGUCGUCAUUGCCGAUGUCGAGUACACGGCGUGCUCCGUGGGCUCGCCAGAUGGGGAUUGCACGCAGGGCGAGUUCAUUGUGGAUGCGGAUGUGAGCCACGACGCCGUGGUGCAGGUCACCUGGCGUCCCACAGACGAGACGCAGGCGCAGCGCGUGACCGCCCUCGUCUUCGACCUCAACCAGGACACCAUCAGCAGCGUGUCUGUUCUCAACACGUUCCCCAACGUGUCUGAGCAGGUGCACUUCCCGGGGGAUGCCAUCACCUCUAACGCCACGACCUCCUUCCAGUGCACGCGUCUGCCCAUCACUGGCGCUGCCGUCAACUCGACGGACCAGCUCAUCUUCUUUGACCUGCACAUCCAGGCCGGGAUUGCGCCCACAGCGGCAGGCAACUUCUCGCAUGCAAAGCAGUGCCAGGGCAUUCCAUCAACGACCACAACCACGACCACAACCACGACGACCACAACUACAACUACAACCACGACGACCACAACCACGACAACCACAACCACCAGCACCUCGUCUGCAGCAUCGUCAUCAGCAGCGUCCACGUCGACAACAGCAACAGGGACCGGCAGCACGACCACGGCUGCUCCAUCCACAACAGCAAAGCCCUCCAAAACGGGCAAGGGCAAGUUUGGGCCCGGCGCUAUUGCUGGCGUCUCCAUCGUUGUGCUGGUUGUUGUCGGCGGUGCGAUUGCGUAUGUGAUUCGCUCCCGCCGCCGCCGCCGCCUCCAGGAGUACGGCAUUGUCACAAACGAGGAGUUUACAGACGAUGACAUCAUCGACGAGUGA
Molecule: messenger RNA, 2099 nt
Organism: Salpingoeca rosetta
Lineage: Eukaryota; Choanoflagellata; Craspedida; Salpingoecidae
Exons: 3
Coding region: 186-2099 (637 amino acids)
Source: RefSeq, a predicted model, not a curated record